UAUUCGGAUAACUGCUGUGGACAGCAAAAAAAUAAAUACAUUCUUUCAAUGUAUGCAUAUGCUGUACAUAACUAUAAUCUGAAAAGUAUUACGCAUAAAUACCUUAUUAAAGGUCACUCUCAAAAUGAAGGAGACAAUGUGCACAGCGUUUUUGAGAAGCAAGUAAAAAGGCAUUUAAGUAGUAAUCCCAUUUAUACGCCAGACCAAUACACAAGUCUAAUAGCAACUGCAAAAAAGACUGGCCCCCCAUAUAAAGUUCGAGAAUUGUCAUAUGAAGCGUUUUAUGAUUUAAAGGCUCUUCAAGAAGAGUGGGGUCACAAUUUUUCUACAAAUAAAGACAAUCAGAAAGUGAUAUGGCGUGAUAUUAAAGUUCUCCAAGUCAAUAAAGAAAACCCACAUUCAUUUUUUUAUAAAACAUCUUAUAAAGAUAUCGACUUUCAGGAAGUGAGUUUAAGAAACAACUUAAAGCCUUGGAGUUGCAUCAACUUAUGUGCCAUUUAUUCGGAAAGGCUAUCGCUUCCACAAAUAAAGCAAAAGGACAUAAAGUAACUAGUGGAUAAAAAUCAUAUUCCAAAAAACUUUUAUGAGUCAUAUUACAAAUAU
This is a messenger RNA of Anastrepha ludens (Mexican fruit fly), 603 nucleotides long. RefSeq lists its product as uncharacterized. The transcript has 2 exons. NCBI's taxonomy places the organism in Eukaryota, Metazoa, Arthropoda, Insecta, Diptera, Tephritidae. Bases 49 to 549 code for a protein of 166 amino acids. The record is from RefSeq and is a predicted model, not a curated record.